GCUGCCUGAUGAUCAUGGUAGACUGGGAAGACGGAUGGUCAGGUCAGGGCCGUCCUUACCCAAAUUAGAAAAUGAAAGUGUAACCUCAUUUAUCCCUUUUUUAUUACCUACUCUGGCCGCGCAUUUAUUUAGCUUUAGUGAGCCGUGGAAAUACCUUCAAUCUAAUAAUGGAAGACGACUGUGUAUGUGACUACGACUCGACUUGGGACACAGAGAGUGAUGGUGACGACCCGGCCGGAGAGAGCCAGACCCGUCGGUCAAGUCAGGACAAAAAUAAGUCAUCGUGGGCUAUAUGGCAUCAUGCGCCCAGAAACAUGAGGGCAGCAAAGGACAUGCAGAACUACAGAAGAGGCUAUCCUAAUUUAGCAGAUGAGGAGUGCUCGGAGGAUAAAAUGAAUAACUUACAAUUUUACCUAAACAAGUUUCCGUCUGCUCCUGAUGAUGUCUACAUCGAAUCAUUUCUUAAAGAAUGGAAAAACGACUAUAAAAGACUGGAGAGGGUUCACUCCUACAUUCAGUGGCUGUUUCCACUGCGGGAACCAGGGGUUAAUUAUAUGGCUUCAGAACUCACCAGGAAAGAAAUUGAGGCCUUCAAGAAGAAUGAAGAUGCCAAAAGAAGACUAGUAGAAUCUUAUGAACUCAUGUUGGGCUUUUAUGGCAUUCGUUUGGUCAACAAAGAGACGGGCGAAGUGAAACGUGCAGAAAACUGGAAAGAUCGCUUUGGAAACUUAGAAAGAAAUAUGCACAACAACCUGAGGAUCACUCGCAUCCUGAAAAGCCUCGGGGAGCUGGGCUUUGAGCACUAUCAAGCCCCGCUUGUGCGCUUCUUCCUGGAGGAGACUCUGGUCAAGAAGAACCUCAGCAGUGUGAAGCGCAGUGUGCUCGACUACUUCCUGUUUGCCGUGCUGGACAAGCAAAAACGUCAGGAGCUCGUGAAAUUUGCGUACCUUCACUUUGAGCCGAAGGACAAGUUUGUGUGGUGUCCAAGAAAGGUUCAGAAACAGUUCAGAAAGGCAGAGAAAAGCAAAGACGGAGAUGCAGCUCUGCCGCAGAAGGAGGAAGGACCGGAUAAUAAUUCCAAGCCUCAGAAAGGAAACGAUAAAAAUAAAGACAAAAGCAAACAGCCGGAGGAGUCUGCCAAACCACAAGCCGAAGAUGAGACAGUCAGAAAUGGUAAUGUGGAGGCGGAAUCUAAUGAUGAAAUUGUGAGGAAUGGAAAUGACUCUCCAGAUGAUGAUCAAGAAAUGGAUCAGUCGCCCGGUCCCGACACGGUGACUGCACAGCCUGAGCCCGACGCAAACAGUGAGCAGAAACCGACCAAUAACCCGACAGACACCAUUCAGGACACUGAGGUUAUGCAGACCGACUGCGACAUAAAAACUGAAAACCAGCCAAAAAAGAAGAGGGAAGAUGAUGAGGUGCUGCCAAAUAGUGACCCUGCCAGUGAGCAGGUGGAAGAAGAAGCUGCUGCGGAUAAAUCCACGAGUCAAACAAGCCCAUCUGUGCACACUCCCCUCAAGACUUCAAAACACUCACCCUCUCCAUCUUCUGAAAGGGAGGGCAAAAUCCCAAGGACUGAUUUUAAUCAGCGGCAGGACAAAGACGAAGCAUCACAUGAAACAGUUUCUGUGGUGAACGGGACGGAAAACGACAAAAGUGUAAAUGAACAGAACAAUGGGACGGAGUCGGAGGACGUCGACAUGGAGGCGUUGAGCUCAGACCAAAACGAGACAAGUUCCUGAAUAAACAGUGACGGGUGAAAAUACCUACGAGCUGUAUGGUGUAAUAUAAGGACAGAAUAUGACUUUAAAAGAUUUCCCGGGCCUUAUUUCUAUUCUAUUUGAUGUUAAGAUAUGGAUUUGUUUUUCCCACUUGAAAGCUUAUGAAAUAAUUUGUCCACCAAAUAUUGGACUGAAAGUGGUUCAGUUUGGUUCUCAGUAUUACGUAGUUGUUUUCCCCCCAAAACAAAUCUAACAGAAGCAGCAAGAAGUUAGUCACAUUAGAACAAUGCAUUCGGCUUGAUUUUUAGUAACGCUUUUCAAAGUGAAGCUUUUUUUAAAAGCUGUUUGCUUUUAAUACAUAUAAUUAACAAGUUUUUAGAAGACAUUAGAAGACAUCUCAAUUAACUUCAUUAAUUUCUUCUAUUGCUUUGUAUACCGCCACAACAAAGGUGCUGUUUAUAACUGGUUUUCUGACUUGUUUAAAAGUUACCUCGGCCUUGACAUCUUUAAACUUUGGUCUCCAAAAAUAGUCUAAGCUUCAAAAAGUUAAACAUUAGGUGUUUGAAAAUGACUGAGCAUGACAUGCUGAAUAAACUCCUUGAUGCUGUUCUACUUGGUGCCUCUAUCAUCAUUGUGAGGCUGUAGGGGUGGUAAUUAGUGGGUUGCUUAUUCCCCUCUCAAGAUCUGGCAGCACCGCUGCCAUGUUGUAUUUCUGGGACCAGAUUCUAUACAAUAUUUAGUGUUUUAAAUCCCACCUACUCCCCAUCGCACAAUCUGAAUGAAAUCAAAAUUUAAAUGCUGUACUUGCACCAUCAUUUGGGGUCACUGUAGAGUUGGGCAAUAUUAACUUAAAAAUGAACCACAAUUAAUUGUGGCAUUUAGCCGAUAUCGAUUAACAGAUGAUUAUUGCACUUGCUUGUGGCUGACGUUGUGGCCUUGGUUCAUGUUUCGGUUUUUCUCGUACUCCGAAAAAGAAGUUCAUUUUAGCAGUAGCAGGAUGUCACUUAAGUAUACAGGUUAGUUUUUUAUUUGAUUUUAAGGUUGUUGAGCUAAACUUGCUGCUGGUUUUGGUGUUUUGACUGGAUUUGUAGGCAGAAGGUAACAAUGCAAAUUAUUACCUGAAUAAUAAGUUACUCUAGUAAUCAAGACUGAAAGGAAAACAUGAAGCGCGAUUACAGAUGCAUAUCAGGUAACUGUAGGACCCCACAUUUGAGAUUAAUUUUUCUUUUUGCACUGAGAAAAAUUGUAAAAAAAAAAAUUUAAAUAUAAACUUUAGUUCUCAAUAUGAUCUGAUUUUGUGUUGAUGAAAUGUUCUGUACUGGUUUGUGUUCCUCUUUGAUUCUGCUGUUUUGGUUGAAAAUUUGGCCGAAUGUUAUUUAAGUUCCCAACAAUGCUGCUCAGUCUGAAACCUGUCCAAAUGUAAAUUUGGGAAGUUAGACUGAACAACUGAACGCUUUGCCAAAAAAAAAUCUUAAAAAUGUGAAGAGACUGUUUGAUUGUACAAUGUGCUUGGCAGAAAUGAAAAUGCUUUGGCUGUUAUUUAGUUCUACUGUAUGUUCAUUUGAAAGUGGUGCGUUCCAUGAAAAUCUACAAACCAGGGUGAUAAUUUAAUUAUUAUUAUUAUUUUUUUUGCACUCGAUUUUUGCCAAUAUUUGUUUAAGUUGCUGUAUUAAACCUGAUGAAACUGAUAACUUUCUACAUAACUAUUUACUAGUUCCACACCUGGCUGUUACCAGAGCAGAAUAAAGUCUUACUAUUUUCUGA
This is a messenger RNA of Austrofundulus limnaeus, 3485 nucleotides long. It is a transcript of the gene ogfr, whose product is annotated as opioid growth factor receptor. The record is from RefSeq and is a predicted model, not a curated record. Gene Ontology annotation, molecular function: opioid growth factor receptor activity. Lineage: Eukaryota; Metazoa; Chordata; Actinopteri; Cyprinodontiformes; Rivulidae. Bases 168 to 1742 code for a protein of 524 amino acids. Gene Ontology annotation, cellular component: membrane. The transcript has 7 exons.